This is a messenger RNA of Paramecium sonneborni, 2596 nucleotides long. The record is from the annotation of a GenBank genome assembly. NCBI's taxonomy places the organism in Eukaryota, Ciliophora, Oligohymenophorea, Peniculida, Parameciidae.
AUGUAAAAUAAAAAUGGUCCUCCUUCUAGACUAAAAAAAGAAAGCUUAAGUUAAUCAACAAAAUUGCUCACAACUUCAACCGUUAAGAAAUAACAGUAAUUUAUUAUUUAAUUUUAGAGCUACAUAAGUUUAAAAAGUAAAUGAACUUCAUUAAAAGAAGAUUGGUAACACAGAUCCAAUUAUUGAUAAAAUUACUGACUCAGCAUAAAUUACCAAAGUUACAAGGACAACAACAAAAUCAAUCACAUCAAAAAUUGAUGAUGGAAAACUUAAACAAUUACAAAUAAUAAAGCAAGAUCCUAUUAUUAAUAAGAAUUAAAAAAAAUAAAGUUUGAAACCAGGUAAAUUGUAAGAUAAAUAAAAAUUGGAAUAAUAAAAAGAAAUUGAACAAUCUUAAAGUAUAGAAGGAGAAGAAAUUAUACAUGUUUAAAAUUUAUCAAUAUAAAAUCAAUUUGAUAAAGCCGAAGAAAAUACUUGUUCAAAUUUGGAUUAAGAAAUGAUUUUAGAUAGUUAUAAUUAAUAGAAAAUUGAUAUAAAUAAUUAGCAAGGUAUAUUAAAUAAAGAAUUAUUUGAAAAUAAAAAUUAACUAAAUUAAUUAUAGAUUGAAAAUGCAAAUAAUUCAAUUAAUCCACAUCCAAAUAGUGAAUAUUUAUUUUUAGUUAAAGAUAAUGCAAAUCAAAAUGAUUAUUCAAAAUCUUAUUUAUAAGAGAAUUUAAUAGGAUAUGAUAAAAAUUUCAAUUAAAAUACAAAUUAAGAUUUGUAAAAAGAAAAAUAACAAGAAGAAGCUAAUGAUCUAAUUCUAUAAAAUAAAGAUGAAAUCAAAAUAGAUGAAAAAAAAGAUAAUACAAAAUUAAUUAUUAAUGAUUAGUAAGCAUAAUAAAUCUAAUAAUUUUAGAUAAUACAAAAUUAAAAUUAAGAAAAAGAUCAGAAUAAAAAAAUAGAAUAAUAAUAGUAGGAAGUUCAACAGGAAGAUAAUUAUGUAAAAAAAUAAAUAUAGAUCAUAAAUGAAGAAGAAAAUAAAAAUUAAACUUUCAAUGUAAAAUAAUGUUUCAGUGAAUAAUUGAAAGAUUAAAUAUUAGGGACGAAUGAAUCCGGUGAUUAAGGUUAAUAAUAAAUUGGAUCACAAAAUAAAAAUAUAUUUGAAAAUACUAAUAAUUAAUAAACUUAUUAAGAAGAAUUACAAUAGAAUGUAAUAAAAUAAGUGGAUAUAAAGAAAAAAAAUGAAAAAAUAGAAGUAGAACAAUUAAAUGAGAAGAAUGCCGAUAAUUUUGAUUAAAAUGAUAAAUUAACAAAGGAAAAUCAAGAAAAAAAUGAAAAAAUAGAUUAAGAUAAACUAUAUUAGAUAACAUAAAAUAAUAAUUUAAGUUAAUAAAAUUAAAAACAGAAAUAAGCUAAUUAAGAAAAAUAAGAAUAAACUUAUUUACAAAAUUCAGAAUAGAAAUUUAUAAAUUAAAUAAAUGAAAGCAAUUAUGGUAUUUAAAAAGAUGAUGAUUAAUACUUUGAAUAAAAGCAAGUACUUGAAGUAAAUGAGGGAGAUCAAGAAUAAGUAAAUUUAUCAUAAGUUAAAAAAAAUUAAAAUAAAAUUUAAAAUGAUAAUUUUUAUUAAGAUUAAGAAUAAAUAGAAGUAUAUUAAAAAUAUUAAGAAAAUAAAGAUUUAUUAAGCAAAGAUAUUGAAAUUUUAAAUUUUAUAAGAGGAAAUUAAUAUUAAAUAUUAACAGAUGAUUUUAAAAAUAACUCAGUGUCAACGUAUGAUAAAAUAUUGACCUCUGAAUUUAAUCAAGAGUAGCCUAACCAAUAGUUUUUAAAAGUUUAGAGAAUUUCAGAUUAAUAAUCAAAUAAUAACAAUUUAUAAAUUGAAUAAAUAUAAUCAAUAAACUUAGAAUAAACUGUUUUAUAAAAUCAAUAAGAAAACUAAAAUUUAUAAUUAGAUACGGUAGAUUAUGAGAAAAAUUAAAUUAUAAGAGUAAUACAACCAAUAAUUGAAAAUUAAAAAAAUAUAUAAAAAGAAAAUGAUUAAUUAUAUAAAAUAGAUAAAAUUUACUAGGUCAUUAUUUAACCCGAUUAAGAUGAUAAUUCAACCAAAGUAAAAAUAUAAGAAUAAAAUUAAUAAUAAACUUUAUUAAAAUAUGAAAAUCCUAUCUGUUUAGGUGGAGAUUUUUAAGAAACUGGAAAAGAUAAGCAAAAUACUACUAUUAUAAACUUUAAUUUUAAUAAUUAAGAUAAUAAUGAAAAAAUAAAUGAAUAAGAAGAUUCUUAAUCAGAAAAAAGUAGUAAUAGACUUAAAAAUUAUAAUGAUACUGAAGAUUAGAAUUAAACGCAAGAUAUGAUUGAUUAAUCUUAGUAUUUUUAGGACGAUAAAAUAGAUUUAUUAUAUUUGAAUCAAAAUUAUAUAAAUGAUUAACAGAAUGAACAUAAUUUAGAGCAAGAGGAAUAAAAAAGUGAAAAAAAUUAAAAAAUAUAAAUUAGUAUAUAAAUCCAUUAAGAUGAGAAUUAAAUAGAGACGAAAUAAUAAAAUAAUUUACAAUCAAUAAAUAUACAGGAUAAGUAAUAAAAAAAAAAAACAAAUUUUUUUUGUAAAUGUUGUCAAUUAAUCUGA